Molecule: messenger RNA, 669 nt
Organism: Ziziphus jujuba (common jujube)
Lineage: Eukaryota; Viridiplantae; Streptophyta; Magnoliopsida; Rosales; Rhamnaceae
Product: homogentisate solanesyltransferase, chloroplastic-like
Exons: 3
Coding region: 59-508 (149 amino acids)
Cellular component (GO): membrane
Molecular function (GO): transferase activity, transferring alkyl or aryl (other than methyl) groups
Source: RefSeq, a predicted model, not a curated record
UUUCUGAGUGUUGUCAUCUAAAUUUCUUUUGAUCUUUGGCCAUUGUUUAUGGAAGUUGAUGCAUGUAAACUUCUUUGAACUUACUUUCCCUAUUUUUUGUUGCAUUUGCAGGGUAAAUAAACCUUAUUUACCUAGAGCUGCAGGGGAUCUCUCAGUUAAAUCGGCAUGGUUCUUGGUGAUAUUUUUUGCAGUGACUGGCCUGUUGACUGUUGGAUUAAAUUUUGGGCCAUUUAUUACUUCUCUCUAUACUCCUGGUCUCUUCCUUGGUACCAUCUAUUCUGAUCCUCCAUUUAGAAUGAAGAGAUUUCCUGUUGCUGCGUUUCUUAUAAUUGCUACGGUACAGGGAUUCCUUCUCAACUUUGCUGUAUAUUAUGCCACGAGAGCUGCCCUUGGUCUUGCAUUUGAGUGGAGUGCACCAGUGGCUUUUAUUGCUACUUUUGUGACAUUGUUUGCUCUGGUGAUUGCUAUAACAAAAGAUCUUCCAGAUGUUGAGGGAGACCGCAAGUAAGUUGCUAGGCUUUUACAUGGUUGCUGCUGGUAAAUUUACUUUUAUCUUAAGAGCUGCUGAUUAGUUGUAUGAUUUGAAAUUACUUUUUGUGUGAAAGAAACAAACAAGGAUCCAAAAGUGUGGUUAUUUAUCCUGAUUUUACCCACAGACAUCAUGUUUUC